Phialemonium atrogriseum is the source of this 3745-nucleotide messenger RNA. RefSeq lists its product as uncharacterized. The transcript has 5 exons. The record is from RefSeq and is a predicted model, not a curated record. The coding region runs from base 17 to 3745 and encodes 1242 amino acids. Gene Ontology annotation, molecular function: protein binding. Lineage: Eukaryota; Fungi; Ascomycota; Sordariomycetes; Cephalothecales; Cephalothecaceae.
CAGAUACCAUCUCAAGAUGAAUGCCAAAAUUCCUGCUACCGGCCUGACUGUAAUACUGGACCCGAGUGAGCCUGAUCUCGACAUCGUCUUUGUCCACGGCUUCAAUGGCCAUCCCGAGCGAACGUGGACACACAAAAGUGGCGCGGAUGAUGGCGAGAGUGAACCUCCAACCAAUGCUCAAGGGCGUGGACUCCGUCCCCGUUCAACCUCGCGCAGGGCUAUAUACUGGCCGCGAGACUUGCUUCGAACCAGCAUCCCUGAGGCUAGAGUUUUGACAUACGGCUAUGACGCCAACAUACGACACAUUGCUGGUAAGCGUCUUAACCAGAACUCGGUAUAUGAUAUCGCCAGCAACUUCCUAGUCGAGCUCGAGGCACAGCGUCGCCUGGCCCCCACGAGACGCCUCAUCUUCAUUGCGCAUAGCCUGGGAGGCAUCGUUGUGAAGGAGAUGCUCCGGAGGUCGAGUGGGCAACACGACAAGCAAGCACAUCUCGGAAGCAUUUGCGAUGCGACCGUCGGUGUCGUAUUCUUCGGCACUCCUCACCAGGGGGCAGAUCCACGACGUCUGUUGCAGAAAGUCGCGGAGGCAGCGACCAGGGCGCUCGGUUUCACUGUCAAUCAGCAAGUGGUUGAAGCCCUCCUCCCGUCAUCGGAGCGCCUCCGAGAGCUGCGAGAUGAAUUUGGCCCGAUGGCCCGGCAUCAUGGCUGGGUCAUCCAUUCGUUCCAGGAGUCUCUCGGGAUACGAGUCCUGGAGGGGCGGAAGGCGGUUGAGGACACCUCGUCCUAUAUCAAUCUUCCGGAGGUGGAGACGUCUCAACAUAUUGGACGAGACCAUAUGGAUAUGUGUCGCUUCACCGGUCUACUGGAUCCCGAGUUCAAGAAGGUCGAGGCGGCGUUACGCAGAAUGGUUACCCAGUCCCCCGGGUCCCAGAGGCCUCACAAUGACCCUUCGAAGUCGGUGACAGAAUAUGAGAAGGAAAGAAUCAUGAACGCCCUGACGUUCGACCGAGCCGACUUCAGAAGGACGGCCAUCAAGUCCGCCCAUACGAAGACAUGCAGAUGGAUUCUUACAGAGCCCGUCUAUGUCCAAUGGCUUGAUCUCAGCAAGCUCAAUCAGCACUACGGUUUGCUCUGGAUCAAGGGAAAGCCAGGGACUGGAAAGUCGACGGUGAUGAAGUUCGCGUUUUCCCACACACAGAAGACGAUGAAGGACAGAAUCGUGAUAUCCUUUUUCUUCAACGCUCGUGGCGACUAUCUUGAGAGAUCAACCGAGGGCAUGUAUCGUUCUCUGCUCACACAGCUUUUGCAGCAUAUUCCUGACGGAAAGGAGGACAUGAUAAAUGCUCUGGGUCAAAUGUCCACGAUGAGCAGCAGCCAAAAGGAGUGGAGUGUCAAGGCCCUCGAAGAUGUCUUCCAGCAAAUCAUAUUGGCCCUGGACCAGGCAUCGGUUGUCUGUUUUAUCGACGCUCUCGAUGAAUGCGACGAGAGGGAGAUGCGCGAAACGGUGUCCUUUUUUGAGAACCUGAGCGACUCUGUCGUCGAGUCCCAUAUCAAUUUCGAGGUCUGUCUGACGAGCAGGCAUUAUCCCCAUAUUUCGAUUGGACGUGGGUACGAGCUUGUGUUGGAGAGUCACAAGGGGCAUGUCCAAGACAUAACGACGUAUAUCGAUGGCAAACUCAAGAUUGGGGCCAGCGAGCGUGCCCAGAAUAUACGCUUAGACCUUCAGAAAAAGGCCGCUGGGGUCUUCAUGUGGGUGGUCUUAGUUGUGGAUAUCCUCAACAAGGAGUACGACAGUGGCCGCAUCCACGGAUUACAGGCAAGGCUAGCUGAACUUCCAGACGAUCUUCACGGCCUGUUUCGGGAUAUCAUGACUCGAGACGACCGCAAUCCCCAGGGCCUCCUUCACUUCAUACAGUGGAUCCUGUUCUCCUCAAGACCUCUUACACCCGAAGAGUUGUACUUUGCCCUUCUUCUUGAGGCAUCAGAGGAGUUCGGCGAGGUGGCCUCAGAUGAAAUCACCUCGGAAGUUCAACACAGGUUCAUCCUUGACCACUCUAAAGGUCUAGCUGAGAUUGUACAGUCCAAGGGGUCCAACCCUACGGUUCAGUUCAUCCACGAGGCUGUCAGGGAUUUCUUCCUGCAUGAAGACGGAUUGGCAGAUUUCUGGCCUGAUUUUGGGAGCAACUUACUGGGUCCAAGCCACGACUAUCUCAGGCAAAGCUGUGCUGCCUACAUAAGCUAUGCAAUCCCGGCGGUCGUUGACCCCAACUUGAUCGUUGUUCGGGAUUCAGCGCACAUCAAUGAGCUUUGCUCCAGAGUUACCACCGCGUCUCCCUUCCUCCGGUACGCGGUGCAGAAUGUCCUCUAUCAUGGAGACAAGGCCCAGGAAGCUGGCAUCGAUCAACGGACCUUUCUGGAGGGUUUCCCCAGAGCGAACUGGAUCUGGCUCUCAAACCUGUUCGAGGAGCAUGAAUUCAGCCGGCAUACGACAAAGGCUAGCCUCCUAUACAUCUUAGCGGCGACAAAUAUGGACAACCUCAUUGCAGUUUGGCCAGACAACCUGUCAUAUCUCGCCCGAGAACCACAGCGCUAUGGCGUUCCCUUCGUCGCCGCGAUGGCCACCGAAAGCCGCCGGUCCAUUCGAAGAUUUCUCGAACUAGAGGUCCAAAGCCAACCAGGGUUAACUACCCUCGUCAAGCUCUACAACCUGUACCGCUCACGAGGACACAACCACCCAAUAUGCGGCCCCAACAUACGUUUUCCCCAACCCCCUGCUCGCCUCAGCUUCUUUGAACACUUCCCUCGACGCGAUGGUCUCCUGCUUGCCUUCCUCGUUGCCACUAACAGAAUGGAAUGCAGUGACAGCGACGAAUCACUCAAAAUCAUCAUCAGGGCAGACUGGGAUCGGCCAGCCGAGUACAGCGAAGCCAUGAUUCUUGCUGGAGUACUCGAACGGGGACGUGCGAGUCAAGGAGUGAUUGGAAAAGCGCUGAUUCGUUCCUUGGAACUUGGUUGUCAUGACUUUACCAGGCGACUUCUCGACCCGAAUAACAAGAGUCCGUUCUGGGGGGACUCAAGCAACAGCCCUCGGCGACUCGGUGCUUCAAACGUUGGCCACGGCAUCUCUGAGGCGGAAAUGGGCGGGGCUUUAUCUGGGUUAUCAUCCCCGCCACAUCGCGGGCCCGAAUUGCAGAAACUCGCUUCCGAUUUAUUGAGACAUGUCGACUUGAACGUGACAGAUUGGGCUGACAACCCCUUGCUCUCUGUGGCUGCCAAAGUUGGUAACGAGCCUGUUGUGAGGCUGCUUCUUGCCACCGGGCAGGUCGAUGUGAACAAGGGCAAUGAUCACGGGCAAUCCCCUUUGACCAUAGCCGCUGAUCCAGACAUGAGCUCUAAAGGGGAGACUCCCUUGCUCGCUGCUUACAGGCUACGGCGAACCGAAGUCGUCAAGCUGCUUCUUGAUACUGGAAAAGUCAACGUCAACACUCAAACUCGGACUGGCCAUACCCUGUUGAUGAUGGCUGUCGAGCGGAAAGACUACGGUAUUGCCCAGCUCCUAUUAGCGACUGGCAAGGCUGACAUCACCAUUCGGGUCAAGGACUCGAAGAUGGUGGACAUGUUACUUGAAAAUAGCGUUGAUGCCAAGGACUCGAAGAUGGAGGACAUGGUCCCUGACAAUAGUGUUGAUGCCAAGGACUUAAAGAUGGUGGACAUGUUACUUGAUAGCAUUCUUAUUCUUAGUUGA